UAGAAAAACGGCUCGUGUAAAUUGUUUACAAAAAGUAUUUAGCGUACAGAGUUCUGCCUCGGAUAUUAAAAAUAAAUAAAUAAAUAUAUCAUUAAUAUAGAUAUUUAUAUAAAACUAUUAUAUUAAUGGAUAACGAAGCUGAUUUGUUUUAUCGACAGAUACCUAAAGUGGAGCUCCAUGCACAUCUUAACGGCUCUGUCAGCUUUGCGACGAUGGAGAAACUCAUCGCCAGGAAGCCACAUCUGAACAUCGAGUCCAGCAGGACGGCCAUCCACAAUGGACAGCGCCGCACGCUGGCUGAAUGCUUCCAGGUUUUUAAACUGAUUCAUCAACUUGUUGAUUCCGAUGAAGACAUUUUGAUGGUUGCCAAAGCUGUCAUUGAAGAGUUUGCUGCAGAUGGGGUGAAGUACUUGGAACUGCGCAGCACUCCACGUGAAGAACCCAAAACAGGUCUGUGUAAAAGAAGAUACAUCGAGACAGUCCUUGAAGCCAUCCGUCAGUGUAAGCAAGAAGAAGUGGACAUAGAUGUCAGGUUUCUCGUGGCCGUGGACCGCAGGAAUGGCCCAGAGGUUGCUAUGGAGACGGUGAAACUAGCCGAGGACUUCAUGUUGUCCAGUGAUGGUGUGGUGGUGGGACUGGACUUGAGCGGUGACCCCACAGUAGGGCAUGGGAAAGACCUUCUUCCUGCUCUUCAGAGGGCGAGGAACUGUGGGCUCAAGCUGGCACUGCAUAUGUCAGAGAUUCCUUCUCAGAAGGAAGAAUCGGAGCUGCUGUUGCAUUUGCCUCCAGACAGAAUUGGCCAUGGAACAUUUUUACACCCUGAUGCAGGAGGUUCAGAUAGCCUUGUGGAUAAAGUUUGUAAGCUUAACAUCCCUUUAGAGUUGUGCCUAACCUCGAAUGUCAAAGGUCAGACAGUGCCUUCAUAUGACAAGCAUCAUUUCCAGUACUGGUAUGAGCGCCAGCACCCAUGUGUGCUCUGUACGGAUGAUAAGGGGGUGUUUUGCACCGAUCUCUCUCAGGAGUACCAAUUAACCGCGUCUACCUUCGGCCUCAGUCAGGAGGCUGUGUGGUGUCUUUCCCAGCAGGCAAUUCAGUGCAGUUUUGCCCAAGAGGCUCUAAAGCAGAGGCUAGAGAAAAGGUGGGCUGAGCUAAGACCUAGCAUCCUUCUCCCAUGAGGGUGAUUCUUAGUAUCAGUCUGUUGUCUCAUUUUAGUUUUUUUUUUUUUAGUUUUUUUUUUAAGCUUGUUUUUAAUUCAUGAUGCUCGAGACAUCAGCAGUUCAAUCCAAGAUGACAUUUAUUGCUUCAGUGAUGAGGUUCCUGCCCAAAUACCCAGGAUGUUCUAAUUAAUUUAUAUCAACUCUGAUUUUCAGUGUUAUCCCAAUGAAAAUGUUCACUUUGUACUGUACCACUGAAUAAUAGACCGUAUUGUUUUAAGCCCUUUGCUGACUCUCUCUUUCUUGCUCUCACCCACACAAACACCUGCUAUCUCUGUUAUCAUAGCAAUGUAAUUACCUGCAAAAUACAGAAGACUUUUUGUAUUAAAUUACUUA
Messenger RNA from Clarias gariepinus (North African catfish), 1550 nucleotides. RefSeq names its product adenosine deaminase-like (gene mapda). The transcript is spliced from 10 exons. Lineage: Eukaryota; Metazoa; Chordata; Actinopteri; Siluriformes; Clariidae. Gene Ontology annotation, biological process: inosine biosynthetic process; adenosine catabolic process. The record is from RefSeq and is a predicted model, not a curated record. Gene Ontology annotation, molecular function: adenosine deaminase activity. The coding region runs from base 126 to 1175 and encodes 349 amino acids.